This is a messenger RNA of Spodoptera exigua (beet armyworm), 16122 nucleotides long. The record is from the annotation of a GenBank genome assembly. Lineage: Eukaryota; Metazoa; Arthropoda; Insecta; Lepidoptera; Noctuidae.
UUCAACAAGAUAGUACUGAUGUAUUUUGAUCGAUUCCAUUGUACCAAACUGUAGGUGCAUGCAAGCGCCAGCCGAUGCCAUCCGAAUAUCAACCUUAUUACACACUCAUUCUCGUUCCUUCUUGUUUCGCACCUCACGACGGCUUACUAAGACAAGCUUAUACAUUUGUAUUGAUAUCUCAUUUUUUUACGGUUUUUCCCCUAGCUUCUGCUGCCCAUUGUGGGGCUAUGCGGCAUCGACGGAGGGGGUUACCCCCAAUCUGACUUAGUGAUCUUGACUUCACUGCUGAAAAAUGCCAAACUACCUGCACAUGUAUCUGUGCCUGACUCUCAAACAACAAAGUCGUCUGUUAUACCAAGCUCGAUUACGUCACUGGCCUCUCAAACAACUCCUGCUGAGAAGCAACCCCCGUCGAACGCCCAAAGACGUUCUGAUGCUUUGUUGGAACAAUUGACUGCACCACUGCGGAACCCCGUGACGUCGAUGACGUCAUCUCAGGUGGCGCCCGCCACAGCUGUUCAGUCGCCCGGGAGCAAGGACAGCUUGGAGAGUGCAAAAGAUGGAAAUGCUGCACAACAGUCAUCUAUUGAUAUGAAGAAGUGGGUGGCAUCAACAUGCUCGUCGUUGCUGAUGGAGCUAAGAGCUGGCUCUGUGGUGCUGAAGGUGUGCGCCUCCCUGCCGUGCCUGCAGCGCUACCUAAACCGCUGGCAGGCAGCUAAGGAAUCUGCCAUCGCGCCUCAAUUCAACUCUGAUGCCUCACUUCUUCACUUCCUCGUGAACGAAGUACAUGUCUGUCGUCUGGCUUUGUCCCUGCCUUGCUUGGAACCAUUCACUCCGGAACGUAUCGUGACACUCAGUGACGUCAGCAUCGCAGGCUUACUUUGCGCUACUGCUCAGGCGUCCCUUCACCCGAAAGACGAGGAGUAUGAACAGCAGACGGCAACACUGGUGGAGAGUGCACUCAGCCUGUACAACACAGUCGGGGAGACCUUCAAACAGUCUACCCGUGCCGGUGGAUACGUAUAUCAAAACCACCUGAUGAUUGGGAGCUGGGUGUUACUGUGUGGUUUGCACCACGCGCUGGCGGGCGCGCCUUGCCCUACUACUACUACUGCUGGCAAGAGCCCUGCCAAGACUCCGUCCAGACCUUACAAUCUCACCAAAAUGCAACAAGGUUUGGGAGUAGUAUGGGUGGCUCUGGGCGGUCGUUGCCUAGCGUGGGUAGGCGCUCUACUGUCGGACGCUCGACUGGAAGCGCUCAGCUGUGGCGAGGCGGUGGCGGCUUCCUCGCCCGCGCCAUUACACAUACUGGCACAACACACUGCGCAUCAAAGGGAACUUAGGCUUGCAUCCGCUGCACCAUUGCAUCAGCUUCUCGUGGCGUUGGGCGUAGUAUGCUACCGCAAGGCGACCAACUUGAAGCGCGCCGUAGUACAGAAACAGCACCAGGAUGCCGACCCUGACCGUUCAGACUCCACUGUUUACUUCCAAGACAUGAUACUUUGCUCCGAGGACUCGGAGACUGAUGAUGACAGUGAACCGCUGUUCGGUUUGUGGUUCGAGUCGACGCUGGUAGCUCCGGACGCGACCGACAACAGCGGUCUAGUUCGAGCGUCGGGUAACGCUGACAGUAACGACAAUACUGACACGCCGCAGCGACCGCACCAGGCCAUCGUGCCAGACAAGGCUGAGCCUUAUUCUUACAUAACUCUAGCUACGGAAGUAUUCACACUGCUGACAGAGGAGAUCAUCAGCGAGGGUUCAGACCGCUUGGGCCAGCACUCUCUGCAGCUCCAUGACGCACACCAAGCUCUACUCGCUGCCUUGGCCAAGGACUUGGAUAGAGAGACCGCUCGUACUGACACUGGUACAAUUUCAUCAUGCUUCGGGGCCCGCUUGGGAGCCUUAUAUGGAGGCUUCAGUGCGGCCCUAGUGCGCUACCUGCACAACCUGAGCGGUGCGCCGGCCUUCGCCUCCCUACAGCCCGCCCUGCAUCAGCAACUCAUAUCUGCAGGCUCAGAACGAACCAACAUGACUCCAUUGCAGGUUGGUCCACGAGUAGUGAAACUGCUAGGCGGUAUGGUACUAAGCAAGCAAGCCGCUGAGCGAGAGAACAGUAUCCUCGCUAUGUGGCACAAGAUUGUCAACACGCUACAGGAGUGCGCCUUACAAGCUCAGCCCUCACAGGACCAUGACUAUGAAGACUUAAAUGUUGAACACGCUCAGCUGUUGGUGUAUCUGUUCCAUUCGUUGACGCUAAUGCAGAAGAAAUCUGUGCUGCUCAUGACCUCAAACGCGAUUAUAAAAGUGGUAGAAACAUUGGCGAUCAGUGACAGGAAGCGAGCAAUGAACCUGGCUCCCCACCAGCUCAUGUUGACGACUAGACUGAUGCUGCUCCUUGAGUACCUAAUGAGGCAUCUCUAUGACGCACCUCAAACUCUCCUGCAGCAGAUUGAAUGGAACUUGGUAAUAGCACCAGGUUUAGCUCAGCCCACGACCGAAGCGAAUGCCAACGGCAACAAGACCACCACGAAUGGGCAGCCAAAGUCUCGCAUCUACUGUGAAGUACCGCAGAUUGAACAGGCGUACAGGCGACUGUCUCAGGACGAAACUUCUAUGAGGCCAAAGUUCUACGCUUUGACUAACGCUGAGAUUAAUAACCAGGAAAAUCCAAAAUUCGACGGCCUAGCAUGCAACUUCGUGUUGGGAACGCCCCACAAGCUGAAGUACCCGCUCCUGCUGGACGCGCUGCUGGCCUUGCUGAACUCGGCGUGUUUGUGCGACAACAGCCAGUACCACGGCUCGCCCGCCGCGCUAGCCGCCGCUCAUUACUGCUUCCAAACUGCUUGGAGAUUGGUAAUAAGCAUGCCUCCAGCGACUCCUCACAUGGACAAGCUACAAGCAGGCACGGCCGCCGACCUGCCGUCUCCGUUACCACUGCACGCUGUUAUAUGGGCGCCACGAGCUGACAACAAGAAAGUAUUCAACCCCUGGCUGAAAGACGCUCUUGUUAAGCAGGGAAUGUACACUCAGUAUGCGGAGAACCUCCUCGCCGGCGUAAGCGCAUCGUGCGACAACAUCAAAUAUACAGCGUGGUUAGCUUCUGAAACAAUCAAGCAUCUGAAACAGAAUAUCACUGCAAACGGCUUGCCAUCUCUCCUGGACGUGAUUUCUUGUGACUCUGCUCUGGUGAGGUUCAAAGUAUGCCUCGCUGACUCCUCCACGCCAUCCGAAGCACAUCAGUUCAUGCCUGAUUUACUGGAUUUGUUGGAGACAGUACUGGACUGUUGUCGACUUAGUGCUGGUCUCGAACUCGAGGGCCUUAUGGAGAGUUCAAGUAACCCUUCCGAUAUUGCUGUAAGCAAGGCUCACUUACAAGUGUGUGGUACUUCUGGUCCGGUCGGCAAUGCGGCAGGUAGUACUCCGCCACCUGCCCUCGGCGCGUGGCUGAGAGCUCAUUUACCACCAAACGCUGCAGCUGCGCUCGAUAGACUGACGACUACGCCAUCUUUGGCUUGCAUGAACUUGGCAUUCUACGCAAAUCACAUAAUACCAUCAGAGAGUGCAGUGUUGGCCUUGGUGUCGGCACACUGCGAAUUGAUUACAGCGAAUACAAAGUACUCCAUCGGCUCAUCCCUGAUGAUGCUCGCUUAUUCGGCUGCGAAACUUCUUGAAGUCGGCGCUAGUAAGCUCGCUGACAACCCUGAGCUUAUGAAGAAGACGCUUGACCUGAUUAUACCAGCUUUGAUGGAUGGCCGUCUUGAGUUCAUGUCGGAGCCACUGGCAGCCACCUUGAAUACCCUGGUACCGCAAGUCCAGAAGGCGGAACAACUUAUACACGAGCACAUCAUCAAGACCACAUACAAUGUUCUCGUUGAACACCUGCAACCCUCCACUGAGAAAACUUUGAGACAUAUGGUAAAAUACUGGGAGAAGAUUCUAGACCGGCCUGCGGGCAGAUUGGCGUACGAGAAAGUGUUCGCCGAUAAUUCUGGUUAUUCUCUCGGCAAGAUACUUUUGUCAGCGCCCAAUGCAAGAAACCCUUACGCUGAGAGGGUUAUUAAGUUGUUUAUAAAGAUUUUCUCUGGUUGCGAGAACGAUUUGAACAGUAAUCUAUGUGUAUCAGUAUGCAAGUUCAUUGGUGUCGCUGAUCAACAAAAACUAUCGACGCUUCUGGCUCAUAUAUGUUUGGGCGGAUCUGCGUCAGCAGGUGGAACCGCAGGCACUGCUAAUGGUACCCCUACAGAAACAGAGCUGCCAACCCCUACAUCAUCAGCUCCGGACGCUGGUGGCAACCCUGCUUCGCUCGCAUUGCGCAACGCUUUGCGCAGCGUGUUCCGCAGUGAGAGUAGUGACGCUGCCACACGUAACGAUUCCAAUGCGCAAAGAAAUGAUUCUGAUCUACCUGUAUUUGAUACACCUUCGCCUGCUCCUAGAGCGCAAUCAGACACCGCACAGCAAUCCGCUAAUUCAGAGAGUUGUAGCUGGUCAGACGGCAGUAAGGAGAGCGGAGGGGCUGGUACUACGGCGGCGGCAGUCGCUGAGCCCGCCCCCGCCCCUCUCACGGACGCGGCCAACGACAACGCAGCUCUAUUGUCCGCUUUGUGCAAGCACGUUGUACAACACUGUGGUGAGGACGUGAGCGAGCGCAUGCUGAGUACGUUGGUGUCGGUGUGCGGGGAGUCAGCGUGCUCCCCCCUCCUGCUGCGGGAGAUGUGCCGGCUGGCCGACGCCCACGCCGGGCACGACCAUCGCCAGCUCUUCCCCGCCGCCGUCGGGUGGCUGGCUAACUGCGUGGACAACUUGGGCAGUCAAGAAGUGCUCGAUAAAUUGGAAGAGGGACAGGUGGAUGCGACCCUGGCCCCGCAGAUCGAGUCCGCUUGCGUACUCCUGUCCUACCUGGCGGACGCUCUGCAUGCUAUCAAUACUACACAGCCCCACACGUGGCGUUCGGUUAGCCCAACGUGGGAGUCGCCGUCCGACCUUGGUUUCGAUUUGGACUACACCGAUGAACAACAAGAUGACGAUGACACUAGCGCUGAUGAUUCAGACGAAGACGCAAUGCUGCAGUACAAGCUAUGCACGUUCACGGUGACGCAGCGAGAGUUCAUGAACCAGCACUGGUACCACUGCCACACGUGCAAGAUGGUGGACGGCGUCGGCGUCUGCACCGUCUGCGCCAGGGUCUGCCAUCGGGGACACGACGUGUCUUACGCAAAGUUUGGCAACUUCUUCUGCGACUGUGGAGCUAAACCUGACUCUAGUUGUCAAGCUCUAGUGAAACGGUCGAUGACAUUGGGCGCAGCUCGCGGCAAUGGCGCGGAAGAGAGUGCUCCGGCGCCCUCUCUGCGCCGCCGUCCGUCCAGUCCGGCGCCGCCAGCCAUACUGGCGCCGCCUAGACGCCCCGUUUUGGCUUCUAAUAUCCAAGGUUGUCGUGAAUUCCUGUCGUCGUACGGCGGCUGGGCGGCGUGCAUGGAGCGCGCGCGUCGCCUGCUGGAGUGGCUGGCGGGCCCCGUGCGCGCCGCGUGCGAGCGCGCCGCGCCCACCGGCGCACACGCCCGCGCACAGCGCGCGCUCGCGCAGCUGCACCUUGGGGAGAAGAAGUUCACGCACACCGACAACUUGAUGCUGCCUACUCUUGGUUCCCAAGAAGGCGCAUUCGAGAACGUACGCAUGUCGUACACGGGCGAGACUGGACAGACGAUCCGACAACUGAUGUCUACGCACAAGCUGCGGCGCGUCGCAAUGUGCUGCCUCGCCUCGCCACAGGGGCGGCGCCAGCACCUCGCCGUGUCGCAUGAGAAAGGAAAAAUCACCGUCUUACAAUUAUCUGCGCUCCUGAAGCAGACGGAUUCGUCUAAACACAAGUUGACUCUGACGCACUUGUCGUCUGCCCCCAUACCGUUUAUGGUGCUCAGUCUCAGUGGAAACCCAUGGAAUGAGGAUUUAUUGGCUGUCUGCGGGCUCAAGGAGUGUCAUGUGCUUACGUUCAAUAGUGGUGGUGCCGUAGCCGACCAUCUAGUUCUCAACACCGGUUUGGAAGGCAACAACUACGUCAUCAAAGCCAUAUGGCUGCCCGGCUCACAGACACAGCUCGCUCUCGUCACAUCAGAUUUCGUGAAGAUUUACGACCUGAGCAAGGAUCUCAACAACCCUAUGCACCACUUCCUCGUACCCAGCGGAAAGGUGCGCGACGUGACGUUCGUGAACCAGGACGGCGUGAUGCACAUGCUGUGCAUGAGCUCGGCGGGGCACAUCUACUGGCAGCCCAUGAGCGAGGAGUCGCGCGCCGCGCUCGGCACCUUCUACGUCACCAACACGCUAGAGGUGCUCCAUCCGGAGAUACAGGACGUUGCUGGGUUGGUCGGUGGUGGUGGAGUCUCCAUAUACUACUCCCAUACGCUCAAGAUGCUGUUCUUCUCAUACGCGCAAGGCAAAAGCUUCCUGGCACCACUUAACACUGUCGAAGAAAGUCUCAAAGGCACAGCAAUGAUCACACUAUCGACGACAUUAACUCAGAAGGAGGGAGGUCGCGGCGGCGGCAAGCAAGGAGUGCAGUCACUGUGCCAGUGGGCCGAAGUGCCCGGCCACCCUGGCCUAGUCACCGCAGUCAUGCAGGCUUCUAACAACCCCGUCGUUCUGAUGUUAACGCCUACCAAUAUCUUCGUCCAGGAGAUUAAGGUGGUUCCCGCUAAAGCGAAGAUAACAGACAUGGUAGCCGUCCGGCACUGGUACGGCGGCGGCGGCGAACAGAAGAGCACUCUGAUCUUACUGUGUGAAGACGGCAGCCUGCGUAUAUACGCCGCCAGCAACGAACAUACCGGCUACUGGCUCUCGCCCGCCAUACAACCCACGCACGCGCCCAGGCGCCGUCCGAGGCUACUGACGCAUGCUAAGGGAAAACAACAACAGGUUGUAACGAAAUCCAACGCCAAUGGAGCUCCGCAAUUCCCGAUUGACUUCUUCGAGCAUUGCGUCGCGAUGAACGAUAUUGAAUAUGGCGGUAACGAUCUUCUACAAGUUUACAACACUGCACAGAUUAAAAUCCGGCUCAAUACUACUGGUUUGUACGUAGUAUCCACAAAGAUGAGUGGAUUCUCAUUGGAAGUGAUGAACUCGGAUCCCAACAUGGUUAUCUGCGGUAUACGAGUACUGCUCGGCACUCAAGACGUUGCUCGAACACCGUCCUUUGUUGAGGUAUAUGGAAGAUCGAUCCAAACAAUAGUGGUGCGCAACCGAUGGUUCGACAUACCCCUCACACGAGAGGAGUCACUCCAAUCUGACAAGAAGCUGGUUAUCAACUUUGGACCUUCGCAAGACCCUGAUGGCGUUACCAUGGUCGAUUCAGUUAAGGUGUAUGGUAAAAAUAAGGAGCAGUUUGGAUGGCCUGAAGACAAUGAAGAUCCAUCUGCUUGCCCUUCAUCCAGUAAAGUUGCACAAGAAGGUGAAGGUUCAGGUGGUGCUUGGAAGCCGAGUCCACUGGAGCGCCUCGCCUGCGCGGCUCUGGAAGCUCUCGAGCUGGGCGCGGGAGCGUCGGCCGCCGGGGCGCAGGCGGCCGCCGAGCCCGCGCGCAGGCUGCUCUGUGCCCCCGCGCCCCCACACCUGCAUGCACGAGCUCAGUGUCUGCUGAGGGCCCUGCAUCAUACUCACUACCACCAGUACAAGGACCAAGCUAUCCUUAAAUACGUGUGCACUUCAUUGCGGGAACUCCGCGACACGGCUGAUCCUCACAACAUCGAUCCUGAAGCGUACUUCAGAUUAGUCUUAUUGGCUCGAGGAGUCGCUGUGGCUAGACCACACCAUCUCGUCAAAUACAGCGCUCCCACACCACAGAGACCACCGAAUGGUGACUGGUCAGUUUUCUGGAAGGGAGACAAUCAAGACGAGAAGGAGAAGGAACCGCAUCUCUGUGCGUUACUGACUAGCGUACUAUGGCGGUUGGCCGCAUGUCGCGCUUCUACCGCGCAGCCCCCGGGCAUCCUCUCGUACGGCCUCAGACACCCGGAGCACACCAUGCAUGCUCUCGCUGAUACCGUACAUGCUUUCCAACUACAUGGUGAGCCGGAAUGUGUCGAAUUCGGCAAUCAAAUAUACCUAUCAUUGCUGCUGGCGGAGGACCAGAGCAUAAGCUUUGGAGCUAAAGCCGCUUUGAUGAGAGUUCUGCGCCCCAGAGUGAAGAGGCGCCGCGUCUACAUACCAUCACCACCGAACACUCCUGGAACUGCCGCUGGAUCAUCAGUAACUACAGCUCAGCCGACGAGCUCGAUCACAGAAGCAGUGGUCUCAGAGUCAGACCUGAGUGCCAACCGCGACGAGCAACAAGAAAAUCAGUUCAUGGAUGUUGACGAUUCACUGGAACCCAUGGUGCUGCUGGCUCCUGAUGGAGGUCUGGAAGCCCUACUGGACAUACCACCAGACGCGGACGACGAGACGAUGGUGGAGCUGGCGAUAGCCCUGUCCCUGCAGGAACAGCCCCGCCGCGCCCCGCCCGCACCCUCGGCCCCGCCGCCGCCUGCCCCAGGGUUCAGCGAUGCUACUGCGUCUCCUCCAGCAUCUGACGACGAGGGCAGUACCGCUGCGACAGACGGCAGUACGCUCCGUACAUCGCCGGCCGAGCCGCCUGGUUCCGCUGGCUCCGAAUCUGGAGGCUCCGGGGCUGAUUCUAUCGGAGGGGUGUCGGGACGUAGCAGUGCAUAUGGAGAAAUGGUGUCAGCUCCAUCCGCUGGAACGAUGCCUGCCUCCAAUAUCAUCGCGGCUCCUGUAGCAAUUACAGCUGGCCCCUCAACAUCAUCGAGUCAGCCCGUAGCGUCCACGUCCCGUACGAUGGAGGCCGAGAGCGAGACACGCAAGCUUCACGCUCUCCGUCUCUCUCUACUGUCCGCUGCGUUAGACGCCUUGCCGUCACUGAGGUUCUUGCCCGGAGUCAGGGCUAUACCAUUCGUGCAGGUGGUACUCAUGCUCGCUGGUGACCUAGACUCCAGCGUGGAAGGCGACCGUACAGUCUUAGACAGAUUGCUCGAAUUACUUGUGUCCGAGCUCGACAUUCAGAGCGAAGAGAACCCAGAGGAACGCACAGACAGGAGAGAGUUACAACUCGCUAUUAUGCGCCUCGAGUUGUUAGUCUCUGAACUUGAUAUGCACGGAGACGAAACCCCGCCCCCUAUACACGAGAGGACCAAUAGGAGAGAGCUACAGUUGGUCAUCAUGAGGUUGUUGAGUGUCCUGAUGGCUCGCUGGAAGACGUCAGCGUCAGGCGGGCCGGUGCCGCGCGCGGAGGUGACGGGCGGCGCGUGCGCAGCGCACGUGUCGCGGCUGGCGGCCGCCGCGCUCGUCCGCGCCGGCGCGCCUGCGCACUGCUUCCGAGUGCUCUCUGCGCUACUGCCGUAUUGGAAGGAGAAGACUUCUAGUUCAGGCACAGCAACAACCGGCCAGACACUCCUGAAACCGCAACCACCUCAACCAUUGCCAGAUAUGCAGCCUUUCUUCGUGAAGGAGUAUGUCAAGAGUCACGCGCUAGACGUGUUCGACAACUACCCGCAACUACUGAUGGAGAUGGCGCUCCGCCUCCCCUGCCAGAUACACAAGCACUGCGACCCCGCGCACUUCGACCAGCGCUGGCGGACCCUGCUCUGCGAGUACAUGAUGAACCAACAGACUCCGCUCAGAAAGCAAGUGCGCAAACUCCUACUACUACUCUGCGGUACCCGGGAACGUUACCGUCAACUACGCGACGUACACGCACUCGACACGCAUCUUAACGCGGCGCGCGCCUUGCUCGCCACCGACCCGGCGUACGACAAGCUCGUCCAACUCAUGGACCAUUUGAAGGCUUGCGCGGAAAUAGUAAGCGCUCGAACCGGUAACUGGCAGCAUACGUGCGCGACUGAGCGGCGCGAAGCCCUCGCGUGGUUGGUGACGGUGGCCAGGCGGGUGCACCCGCACGUGGCCCCCACUGUACUGCAGCUACUGCAGGCCGCCUUAUGUGCACCGCCGCACCAUCAACGCGCCAGCGAAAGCGCUAAGAAACCCUUACAGCAGAACUCGGCGGACUGGCCUGACCGCGAGCGCAGCGCUGAGAACGAUGCCUUCACCACUGACGGAUCCAAGUUCCAAGAGCAAAGAGUUGGACCUCUCGUUCAACAGAUUUUAAAACAGGUUUCUCAAGAAGAAUUGAGGAUGUUCGUCAAGGCAUUCUUGCUUGAGACCAAUUCAACUGCUGUGCGUUGGCAAGCUCACGCUUUGCUGCUCGCUAUUUACAACAACUCAGCGCAAGCCGACCAAGCUUCCUUGGUAUCUCUUCUGUGGGGUAUCUGGCCGACACUACCGCAGUACGGACGUAAAGCCGCGCAGUUCGUUGACCUUCUCGGAUACUUCACACUCAAGACACCUAACAUUGAUACUGAGAAAUACGUAGGCAGCGCCGUGGAAUUACUCCGCAAUCAGAACCAGCUUCUCUCCUCUCACGGUAACGCAGCCCUAUACGCGGCGCUCGGGUCCUACGUCGAGCUUGACGGGUACUACCUCGAGUCGGAACCCUGCCUCGUCUGCAACAACCCUGAGGUUCCCAUGGCAACCAUCAAACUACCCACUAUCAAGAUCGACUCGAAGUUCACGACGACCACUCAGAUUGUGAAGCUGGUGAACAGUCACAUGAUCAGUCGCAUCAACCUUCGCAUCAGCGACAUUAAGAGGAGCAAAAUGGUGCGGACCAUCAACUUCUAUUACAAUAAUAGAACUGUGCAAGCCGUGCAAGAACUCAAGAAUAGACCUGGUAUGUGGCACAAAGCGAAGCGCGUGCAACUUCAGUCGGGUCAGUCUGAAGUGCGCGUCGACUUCCCUCUGCCCAUCGUCGCUUGCAACCUUAUGAUGGAGUACGCUGACUUUUACGAGAAUCAACAGGCUACUGGUGAGUCUUUGCAAUGUCCGCGGUGCUCACAGUCUGUGCCAGCUAACCCGGGCGUCUGCGCUAACUGCGGAGAGAACGUCUUCCAAUGUCACAAGUGUCGUGCAAUCAACUACGACGAGAAAGACCCGUUCCUGUGUCACGCGUGCGGCUUCUGUAAGUACGCGAAGUUUGACUACACACUGACGGCGCGUCCCUGCUGCGCCGUCGACACUAUCGAGAACGACGAGGAGCGCAAGAAGAUGGUGCAGACUAUUGGCGCGUUGCUGGACAAAGCGGAUCGAGUGUACCGCCAGUUGACGUCUAAUAAACCUGUCUUGGAGUCCCUUCUCCACAAGAUCAGCGAGCAUCGUCUGGAAGGUCGUUCAGCAGACGAGAAUAGUAACGCAAGCAACACAUCGUUUAGUGGCGCACAAAUCAACCGCGUCAUACAAACUCUUGCGCACAAGUACUGCGUCGAAAGCAAGGGACACUUCGAGGACCUCUCCAAGAUCAUUCAGAAGGUGCUGGCCUGCAGGAAAGAACUGGUGGCAUUCGAUAGAUCGCAGAGCGAAUUGACGAAAGGUGAUACAUUGCCUGUCUACGCUGGGUUGCUGCAAAACUACGACGGCGAUGUAACCAAAGGCGGAGGUUGCUACGGCUGCGCGCUGUCGUGCGCGGAGCACUGCCUGACGUUGCUGCGCGCGCUGGCCUCGCAGACGGAGCACCGCGCGCGACUCUGCCGCUUCGGCCUCGUACAGGAACUCGUGCAGCACAACCUGCAUCGGGGUACUCCACAGUGCCAAGAGGAAGUGCGUGCAUUGAUCUGCCUCGUCACCCGCGACAAUCUCCCGGCGACGGAGCAACUCUGCAACUUAUUGUCGCAACGUAUCACUCUCUCACUCAUGGGCCACGCUGCUUCACAAGAUCAUAACAAUUCAGUGCGUCCGUUGGUACUGCUUCUGGGCUCUCUUGUGAAAGUACAAGAUUCAGUCGAAUGCUGGGAGGCGAGGCUUAGAUGUAUUGUGAAGUUAUGGGUUUGGUGUUGUCCACAACUGACGGAGGUGGCCGGUAUAACACCCGCCGCUAAUACCAUCCUGAAUGCGGAAGCUUUGGCUGGCAUCCCCGGCAUCAACUCGUCUUCGCCUAACUUUUUGUCGUGCCACACAGCGCACCAGUUCGCGCUGCAGCAGGUGGCGCUGCCGUGCCUGCGCUACAUGCAGCAGCUCAUGGCGCCCGCGCCGCCCGCCGCCGCGCCGCCCGCCGCCGCGCCCGCGCCCGCCUCCGCCGCUACUGACGGGGAACCGCCUAAGGACGCCGCCAAGGAUCCAGCGCCAACAGCGACUCCUGCAAGCGGUACGGCCGCAGCAUCGUCGUCGGGUAACGUGGUGGUGGACCUGGCGGCCUGGCUGGCCGGCCGCGUGCCCCACGCACAGUGGCGCCGUCUGGCCUGCGCACGCGCACCGCGCCCGCAUACUCCCGCGACACAACUACGCGACUUACAUCUCGCCACUAAGUACCUCGCUAAAUGGAGGGAAAGGACGAUGUUAUCUCACGGCAUGCGCCCAUUGGCACUAGAAGACGGCGGCUGGCUCCGACCUGUGAUGUUCGAUCCAAGCUCACGUAUUGCCCGCGACACCGCCUGUCAGAUGGUCAAGUCACUCUGCGACUCGUACGAAAGGACUAAGGCUGUUCUAAUCUUGCUAACCAGCUUCCUACCUGAAGUUGGUUCUGCGGGAGAAGCCAGCGAGCAAUUCUUGCAACUUUAUCAAACUCUGGCGUCUGAAGCACCAUGGAAACAAUUCCUGGCUUUGCGCGGCGUUCUCCAACAGAUAGCCGACCUGAUGACCAAGGAGAUCGAACAGCUCCAUCGCCUUGAAGAAACUACGCUCACUUCCGAUUUGGCGCAAGGCUACGCGCUAAAACGUCUGACGGAGCUGUUAGCAAUGUUCCUGGAGGAGAGCGGCGCGCGUCGCACGUACAAGGGGCGGCUGGUGGGCGCCGUGCUGGGCGGGUACCUGUCUCUGCGCCGCCUCGUCGUACAGCGCACGCGGCUCACUGACGACACGCAGGAGAAACUUCUAGAACUGCUCGAGGAGAUGACUACUGGUACGGAAGCAGAAACGGCAGAAUUUAUGGCCGUCUGCAUAGAGACCGUGCAGAAAUACCCACUGCACGACUACCGCACUCCUGUGUUUAUAUUCGAGAGGCUCUGUUCCAUCAUUUACCCGGAGGAGAACGAUGUCGGGGAGUUCUUCCUUACGCUGGAGAAGGAUCCGCAGCAGGAAGACUUCUUACAGGGUCGUAUGUUGGGCAAUCCAUACUCGUCUCUGGAGCCGGGCAUGGGUCCUCUAAUGCGAGAUGUGAAGAACAAGAUAUGUACCGACUGCGAACUGGUCGCCCUGCUAGAAGACGACAACGGUAUGGAACUACUCGUGUGCAAUAAGAUCAUGUCGCUCGAUCUACCUGUCAAGGAGGUUUAUAAAAAGGUGUGGUGCACGUCUGGUGAAGGUGUAGACGCGAUGCGCGUGGUGUACCGUAUGCGAGGAUUGCUCGGAGAUGCGACCGAAGAGUUCGUCGAGCGACUCACACAAGCCAAUGCUGAAGCUGUGGACGACGAACAACUGUACCGAAUGGCUAAUGUGCUUGCUGAUUGUGGCGGCAUCGAGGUGAUGCUGCAGCGCCUGGCGGCGAUCCAGCGCGUGGGCGCGGCGCGCGCGCUGGUGUCGACGCUGCUGCGGCUGGUGUCGCUGUGCACGCGCGUGCGGCGCUGCGUGCGCGUGCUCACCCGCGCCGCCACGCGCGCGCUGCCCGUGCUGCUGCACGCGCUGCAUCUCGCCGCCAUCGAGGAGAAGGACAUGGCGCGCGCGCAUCUCGUCUACCAGCUGCUAGAGAUAAUGGAGCGCAUCCUAUCAGUCGCUGCAAGCGAGAGCCUGGAGUCCUUCCUACAGUUUUCGCUGACUUUCGGCGGACCAGAGUACGUGCAGGCACUACUCAACUGUACUGAAUGCCCAGGAAUCCGCAGUAACUCAGUAGCUCUCGGCCAUUUGACCCGCGUAUUAGCCGCGCUAGUAUACGGCAAUGAUCUCAAGAUGGCGAUGUUAGUCGACCAUUUCAAGCCAGUACUGGAUUUCGAUCGCCUGGACUCUGAACAAUGGACCGAGGAAGAGUUUCGAAUGGAACUUUUCUGCGUUUUCUGCGCCAACAUCGAGAGGAACUCCAUCGGUGGUACGUUGAAAGACUACCUGAUCUCACUUGGAGUCGUUCGGGAUGCGCUGGAGUAUAUCGUGAAACACGCCCCGUGUGUGAAGCCGACGUUGGUGUGCACGGACUCUGACGAGCUUAAGGAGUUCAUCAGUCGUCCCGCACUCAAGUACAUACUGCGCUUCCUCACGGGACUCGCCGCAGACCACGAGCCGACGCAGAUGUUGGUGUGCGAGAAAGUGAUCCCGAUAGUGCACCGGCUGGAGCAGGUGUCGUCGGGCGAGCACGUGGGGUCGCUGGCCGAGAACUUGCUCGAGGCGCUGCGCUCCCAGCCACAGUGCGCCGCCAAGGUGCAGCAGGUCCGGGACUUCACGCGACAGGAGAAGAAGCGGCUAGCGAUGGCGGUCCGCGAGCGGCAGCUGGGCGCGCUGGGCAUGCGCAGCAACGAGCGCGGGCAGGUCACCGCGCAGUGCUCGCUCACGCAGCAGGUCGCCGACCUCGCCGAGGAGAACGGCGCCGUCUGCUGCAUCUGCCGGGAGGGGUACAAGUACCAGCCCACUAAGGUGCUAGGUAUCUACACGUUCACGAAGCGGUGCCCGGUGGAGGAGUACGAAGUGCGCGCGCGCAAGACGCUGGGCUACACCACGGUGUCGCACUACAACAUCGUGCACGUCGAGUGCCACAUGGCCGCCGUACGACUCGCGCGCGCCAGGGACGAGUGGGAGAGCGCAGCCCUGCAGAACGCGUCGACGCGCUGCAACGGGCUGCUCCCGCUGUGGGGGCCGCAUGUACCCGAGCCCGCCUUCGCCAGUUGUCUCGCACGACAUACCACCUACUUACAGGAAUGCACGGGUCACCGCGACAUCGGGCACACGUGCACGCUGCACGACCUGAAGCUGUUGCUGGUCCGCUUCGCGCGCGGCCGCACCUUCCACGACGACACCGGCGGCGGCGGGCCGCUGUCCAACAUGCAGCUAGUGCCCGCGCUCGUACACAUGGCGCUAUACGUCAUCAACACGAGCCGCGUGGCAGCCCGCGAGGUGUCAGCGCUGGAGGCGUCGCUGGCCUGGGCGCCGGCGCGUCUGCUGGAGUCUGCGCAUGAUGCGGAGGGCCCGCUCUACUUCCUCACGCUUAUGCUAAUGCUCUACCCACACGCUAAAUGGCGUGCAGUGAAGGUGGACAUGUUGAAGCGCCUGCUAGUAAUAGGUCACGUCCGCGCGGUGGCCCCGGCCGGGCCCGCCAUGCGCGCGCUGCCCGCCGACCACCGCGCCGUCAAGCAGUGGCAGGACUACAAACCCUACGCGCUCUUCGUGGCCAUCAUCGACCAGCUGUACACUGUCAUGUUUAAGAACGUAAGCGCGACAACAGUAGAUCAAUGGCCAGUCAAACUAGCAGAAUAUAUCCGACACAACGAUGAAGCGAACGGCAAGGCGGCCGAGCGUAUAGUGACCAUGCUGACGGACGAGCUGCUCCCCUGUGCCUCGUUCGCGGAGUUCUGUGACGCGGCCGGCUUCUUGGAGGACAUCCCCGAACCCGACGCCUUCCUACAGACCCUCAUAGACGAACAACCUUGAGAGUGGCCCGCGCCACCGCACUGCCUUGGUUACAACGGGUGCAUGGCCAUCUAACAAAAACAUUUUUGACAAAUUGAUUUUGUAGCUCCCUAGAAAAUAGCUUGUGUACUCAAACUUAUUACUCAAUUAUGCCGUAGUGUUAGCACUAUUCGAUGUAUUUCAAAAGAUAAAGUGGUGUCGUGAGAUGGCACAUGAAACAGUUCAGUCAACAAGGCCGUGGCCGUGUCAUCCCUUCACUGUCGGCUCCAUGUUUCUUACGUUAUCACGUAAUUAAUCUCACCUAACACAUGACUAUGCUUCUAGUAUUCUAAUAUUCUUUCUUCUUUUCCUGUCCUUCCUAUUGCUGUGUUAUUUAAAUAAUGUCAAAUUAUCUUGUAUUGUAUUUAAAAAUGUUCAUGCUUCUAUUGUAAUUGCAGUUUGGAAUUACUUCAAUAAAAUAGAAUCUGCUUCAGUUCUGAGUUU